UUGACGCAGAUGGAACCGGUGAGUGAGGCGCUGACAGGACGCUGAGCGGCGGAGCUCAGUCAAGUGUGUCUGCAGCAGCGAGCACAACGCUGGAGCUCCAACACCCAGAGGGCUCUCCAGCAGAGGGCAGCGUCAGACCAAGCACAGCUCCCAUCCCAUCAGGUCCUCGAACAGUCUGUGCUGUCAGGAUCACACCUCUGAAAACCAUGAAAGGCUCUCCUGACCUGAUUCCUUCCGCAGAUUUGGACCCCAACAGAGUGUGCAAAGGGAAAGGAGUCGUGACUCUAAGGGCUACACUCGUCCACAUAGAUGAUGAGGGCUGCAUCAGCGAGGAGCCAAACGUCAUUACAACGCCAAGUGGCUGGACAAGCCAGAUUAAUGGCGACAGCUCGAAAGCAGGAUUGGCUGAGGGAGGCAGCAACAACACAGCUGAUUUACCACCUGUAAACGACACUCAGUGCCAGGGUAAUUCACCCGCCAGCAUAAAAGAAAAUCAAGUUCCAUCCUCCACUGACAUUCAGAACUGUAUCUCAUCGACUUCCAGCUUUGUUUAUCCCUGCACCAGCUCAGUUAACCCCACCAUUGUCCUGCUGCAACACAACAGAGCAGAGCAGCAAAAGCAUCUUUCUCAUUUGGAAGACCCAACCCCAGAAAGGGACAAAAGCCCUGACCCUGGAAGAGACUCGGUCAGUCCAGUUCCUGACAUGGACGGAAAGAGGCUGCGGCUGUCACUGCACUCCCCUGUCCUCAGUCCUCUCAACAAACCCAUUGUGCCUGUACGGAACACUGAAAAGUCCAAAGACUGGUAUAAGACAAUGUUUAAACAGAUACACAGAAUACCUGAGCCUAUUGAGGAAAACCCUUACCGCCCCACCUACAUUUUCCCAGAGAACUAUGACAUUCAGAUGAGAUCAAAAGACGAUGGCCCCACUCCAUUUGGUUACUUGGAAGAUGUGAAAGCAGUCCCACGCUCAAAAAGUGAUGAUGAGGUCGAUUCAAGAGGCCGGUCGAUGCCGGUGCCAACACGGUCCUCUUCCCUCAAACCCUCUGCCAAAAGGAAUGAGUGGGAGCCCCCAGAUAAAAAGGUAGACACAAGGAAGUACCGCGCUGAGCCCAAGAGCAUCUUUGAGUACGAGCCGGGGAAAUCAUCAGUGCUGAAACUGGAGAGAACGACUCAGGAUGUAAGUCCAGAAGAUGUAGAUUUAGAGAAUGAGCCUUGGUAUAAAUUCUUUUCAGAGAUGGAAUUUGACAAAGCGAGUGCCCCCUCUUUCAGUCCCCUGGAAACAGCCUCCGACCUGCAGCAGUACUCCUCGAGCAAGUCUGGACACAGCGAGGUGGAGAAGGACAGAGGAUCCUCCACGAGUGAGCCUGGGGCUCCAGAAUGCGACCGCCAUGUUUACAAGAGUGUCCUGGAGGGCGGCGACAUUCCCUUACAAGGUCUACGAGCUCUAAACAAGCGCCAAGGCAGCUCCUCCUCCUCUAAAGUGGAUUAUAAAGGUGGGAAUGGCUAUAUAAUUUCACCCUGCUCCUCUCUAAAUAGUCGAUCGGUUCUUGCCAGUAAUGCAAUAGGUAACCAGUGUAAGACUAAGAAGUCCUUAUCUGCUGCCAAAGCCUGCAUACCCCAAAUCCUGCCCUCUAAGUUCAAGCCCAAGCUGCUGCCACCCAGUGGUGACGGUCAGGAAAGCAGGACUAGAGUUGUCAGACACCCAAAGGCCCACAGCUGUGAGGAUCUCUACACAGGGCCAUGUGACACAGACUGUGCUGGAGCAGAAGAAAGGGAGAGUGAGCAACAUUCAGACUACAAGUCCAGUGAGUGUGCUGACGGUCUCAGGAAUGUUUCCCCUGCAAUUAGAAGGAGCACCUCUGAGUUUUCCAGCCUGUACAGGACCAUGCAUCACAUCCAGCGGCCCAGCUCAGCAGGCUGCAGCCCCCAUGGCAGUGUUCGCAGCCUGGCCUCUCUGUUUGAGAAGGCAAAGGCAGAGGGGGGUGAAAGGUCAGAGGGCGGGGGUGACAUUCCACGGGAUUCUGUGUCGUCACGGGUCAUUGAGUUUGAAAUGAUCAUCCAGCGGUCCAGCUCUGCUCCCAGCCGCUCCUCCUCUCUGCCCACCCUGCACUCCAGCCACAACCACAACCACAGUCCCAACCACAGCCCUGCCCAUCUCUACAUGGCGUCUGCAGUGUCAGCAGAGUCCCUUUUGGUAGCCAAUACCAUACAGACAGAUGACUGCUCCCUAGUGGAGGCUGAGGGCAAAAGAUCUGCAGAGGAGGCUGUGUCACCAGACAGUGUAAUUGUGGAGGAGGCUGUUUCCUCCUCAGAGGAUGGACAUAACAUCAGGACUGAGUCCCCCUGCAACACAGAGGCUGAAGUUGAGCAAAUCUUCAGUAAAAGUUCACCAGACUUCAUCCACCAAAAUGUCAGUGGAUCAAAGAGUCCCUCAGCACUGCUUACAACUUCCCCUCCACAGCACAACCACCUCCACUACCACCACCAUCACCUGCUGCACCACUUGAACCAUCAGCUCCUCCUCAAACCCAGCAAAUGCAAAGGCUCCUGCCCAGCCUCCUACACCCGCUUCACCACCAUCCUCAGGCAUGAGAGGCAGCAGGCCACAACCCAACAGGAGAAGCCGCCAGCUUCAGAGAAGAAGACCACGCUGCCUGGAAAUCUCUUCCUCAUGGGCCCUGCUCCCUUCCGGUUGAGGAAGAACCUCCAGUCCCACCAAACUCGGAGGACGCUGUUAGCCACAAAGGUAGCCAUGGGCACCCAGAGGCCCAGCAGCCUGUCCCCUGAGCUCAGACCUCUAAUCCCACAGCGUCUGUCCUCCCUGGAGGUCCUGGAGAGGCUGAGUAACGGGGAGGGAAGCAACACUGACCACCUGAGUAACAGGCAGGGCUUGGACGCCAACGGGAACCUACUGCAGCCGCUGGCAGCUCACCGCAGAGACUCAUCCCCAGCUCACGGAGAAAGUCAGGAUGAAGUAUUAAGGAGGCGUCAUGGGGACAAAGAGAAAAUCUUGGAGGAGCAGCGGCGGCUGAAGCGGGAACAGGAAGAGGCUGAUACAGCGUCAAGGCGACACACGAGCAUUGUCCCGACACACCACCAGUUCAUCACCAAUGAACGCUUUGGAGACCUGCUAAACAUCACAGAUAACUCAGAGAAAAGGAAAUCGGGCAUAGAGAGAACUCCAGCCAUGGCUCGCUUUGACUUCAGAGCAGAAUCUCUAAAGGAAUUACCAUUUCAGAAGGGAGACAUUGUGUACAUCAUUCGACAAGUGGAUCAAAACUGGUAUGAGGGCGAACAUCAUGGAAGAGUUGGUAUUUUCCCUCGAAGCUACGUUGAGCUCCUCCCGCCGACAGAGAAAGCACAGCCAAAGAAAAGUGCCCCAGUGCAGGUACUGGAAUAUGGAGAGGCUGUCGCCCGCUUCAACUUCAAUGGAGACACAGUGGUGGAAAUGUCCUUCAGAAAGGGAGAGAGGAUCACACUGAUUCGCAGAGUUGAUGAGAACUGGUAUGAAGGCAAAAUCUCAGGCACCAAUCGCCAAGGCAUCUUCCCCGUCACCUACGUAGAUGUGCACAAACGACCUCGCGUCAAAAACGGGGUGGAGUACCCUGACCCACCCAUCAGCCAGUCGCCACAGCGCAGCACCAAUGCUUCUCCUCAGCUGUAUCGUAAUCGCCUGACCACGUCCCCCCUGCCUCUCCCUCGCUCCCCUCGCCGCUCUGUGUCCCCUGAGGUCCACGCUAUCUCCUCUGAGUGGAUCUCCCUGACUGUGGGAGGUGGAAGUCCUCCUGCCGCUCCCACCCCUCCCCUGCCGCCGCUGCCCACCGUCUCCUACCGCUGUGGCGAGUACCUGCCCCCACCUUUCUCUGCCAGCCCCGUGCCUCCCAUCACCGGCAGCCCAUACUGCAUCUCCCCCAUGGCCUCCCCAUCUGCCUCCCCUCUGCCCCCGCCUUACCCGCCCAGACCCAGCUCCGCCACUCCUUUCCUCACAUUCACCCCACCUCAGGGAGAGGACUUCCUGCUCUCCCGUCCCUCCCCACAUCUGUCACGUAGUGUGAGCCCUUGCGGUGGGCCGGUGCUGGAGGGCUGGCUGAGGGGGGAGAAGGAAUUGACAGAGGGGGAAGGCGCUGAGGGGGACACGGGCCGUGCAGCCCCGGGCAGCAGGCAGAAUAGCCCUGCAGAGUUUGUAAAGAACGAGGCCGACUAUCACGGACGGAGCUCCAGAAGCCCUGUGAUGCUGUUUGACAUCCAUGAUAACAACAAUGUUAACUCAUUUGCGGAGGCAGUGUGUAAUGAGAUCUUGAAUAUAGCUGAGACCUCGGUGAGGUACUGCAGCACCCUGUCCCACCACCAUAAUGACUCUGUCCUCAGACUGCACCCCCACCCCAGUAAACAAUCUCUCAUCAUUUCCCAGCAACCCCAGUCCCACAGCAGCAGCCCGGAGCCAAGCCGUCUCAGCUGUGGAAUUUUCCAGGCUUUGUACAGUUAUGUGCCGCAGAACGAAGACGAGCUGGAGCUGCAGGAGGGGGAUCUCGUCAGCGUCAUGGAGAAAUGCGAUGACGGCUGGUUCGUCGGUACGUCAAAGAGGACAAAACAGUUUGGGACUUUCCCUGGGAAUUACGUGAAGGAGGUGAAACUGUAAAGAUAUCUAAUCUGGCUGUAACACAUGGUUGCCUGUCAAGCUUGGGAAGUCAUUACUAUCGCACAUGGCUGUUGGUUAGAAUAGUCAUUUAGCCAGGCGAAUAUAUUUUGUCUGGGAAAGUGAUCAGUUCGGCCUGAGGUAUGUCAAACUGCAAGAGGCGAAGACGGGGACAGCUCACUGGCCAAACCUCAGUACGGUGCACACCUUGGUCACAUGUUACACACUUCUUGACAGAAUUCGUCCGUCUCCACACAAGGAAUUUCUCUGUGAAAACCUUCCACAAAUUAGCUUUUGUUGUACAAAUAAUAGCUUCCAUUUUCUCCAUGUGAUUUUACAAGUGUUUACGUAGCACCUCAGUGUAGAGGCCGGCAGCAGAGCAGUGUAUGGAUCAAAGAGUGGAUCUUAUUACCAGAAGUGGACCUUGAAGGAGUCAGAAUGUAUUUAUAUGUGUUGAGCUGUUUGUCAUGAGCUACCUUUCAGGAGCAGAGGUGUUACACGUGAUUGGCAAAGAGUGAUGCAGACCAUGCAUCUCAAAAAUUUUAAGAAAUCACAUACUUUUGAUUUUUUUUGUCUAAAUAAAACUUUAAGGGUUUGGAUCAACUUACAAUGCAGACGUGAAAUUAAAUGUCAUUCUCUGACUCUGUGAAACAGACGUUUGUGUCAGUUUAGAAAGAACACUGUUAAAAAUCAGUGUCCUUUUGAGUUUAGAUAUACUAAGCCCUGUGUACGAAGCACCUUUAGAAACUGAUCCGACAUACCUGUUUUGCUUUCUUUUCUAUUUUCUGAAUGGUUAUUAAAUCAGUAUUGUAUUCACAACUCAGUGUAGCCCAGAUGCUUUAGAUACCAGUUCAGUAUUGCCUUUAUUUUCUAUCCAAAGGUUCUUAUACAGAAGUUAUUAACACGGUCCUGUGCAUGACUAGAAACACUAAAGUGUUGCUGUGUGCUGUUAGCUUCUCUUUUCCUCAGUUACCACAUGGACUGUGUUGCAUGUCUCAAAAAAGUGAAGCGAAACUAUGUAGACACACACCCUGUAUUUUCACAAACAAUGUAUUUGUCGAAACAGAAGUAAACUGUGUUUGCUGAUGCCUGUAAGGUAGCUGGUGGUAGACGCCUGGCUUCAGUCCAACCUUUGGACAGGCGUGGUAGCACUUAACUUCCUAUUUGGUCAUUUAGGAAGAUCCCACCUAACACGAUAAUAGCAGAUUAAUCAGCGAUGACCAAAAGCUAUUUGAUGGUUUAAGUGAAAGCCGACGAGGUGUCUUAGAAUAUUGUCAUGAUGAUUUUUAAAAGCAUAUUGAGAUUUUAACCAUGCCCUUACUGACAAGACUGUAUAUGUACGUGUAAAUGCCUACAGAAAACUUUAAGAGGCCUUCCAAAUAUGGCUACAUACUUUCAUAUGUAAUGACUAUAAGGUCAGCAUCAGUACAGCAUGCACCGUAAAAUCAGACUGGAGCAUGAAACACUAUCAGCCACCACCUCAAUAUCUGCACCUUUAGCUUAAAGAAAACAGAAGUAAUGACAGGGUUAAUGCUGCUCUUUGAACUUCAAUAGCACCCUGAUGGGAGAUUACUUUCAAUUCUGCUAUCAAAGCAUCAGAGUCGUCUUCCUGCGAGUACAGAGCUCCCCCAUCUCCAGCACCGUAGAUCCUAUAACAGACCCCAUACAUCACAAUGCAUCCUCUACACACACACACACAAAGAAAGAUGAUAGCUAUUGUUUUUCUUGGCUUAUUUUUUCAUCAAAUUCCUUGUUGUCAUCAGUCUCUGCACUUUGCUCAUCAGUCCUGGCAGAGCUGUCAAGUAGUACUUGCAAGUAAUUCUUACUGCUUGUUAUGACCUGCACGGUGCGGCAGAUGGGUGUAGUUUGUAAAGCAAUUGCUAAGAAAAGUGUUUUAAAGUAAGAUACUUUGAAGCUCCAAGAAGCUGCGUGCAAAGAUUAUCAUCAUUUCCCUGCUGAUACAGUUCUGAGAUACUGUUGCCAGACCAUCAGUGGUCCUAUCUUUUUGUUUAGCUCUUUAUGAUGGUCUGAACACAUCAAAUCUGAAGCAUAAUGUGAAUUAUAGGAAUAUAAGACAGUGAGACUCAUAGAUCUAGAAGUGUAUGCUGACUGUGUCUUUGUUUUUGCACCAGAAUGUGUAGCUACAGUUGUGCAGUGAUAAUAAACAUUGACCUGAAAUGUAACACAUAUAUGAAGUUUAGUAACUGAUGAAUUAAUUUAACCAAAUUCAGUACAAUCAGUGUUUCAUCCACUGACAUUUACUAUUAAAUCAGGUUUGUUUCUUCCUGUUCAGAUCACCACUGACUAUUUUGCCAACAUCAGCAGGGGGAUAUUUUCUCAGCAAGAUAAAACACGUAAUAUAAUACACUGCAUUGUGGGUUUGCCUGUAUAGCACUGAUAUAAUGUUCACGUAUUUUGUUCCACCACAGAAGCAUGUUUUUUUUUUUUCUCCCUCCACUGCUGGCUAAACAUUUUGUUCCUCUGUAACUGCAGCUCCUCAUGAAUGUGUUGACUGGUUGGGAGUCUGUUGACCUGCAGCCUUGUUAAAAUAGUUUUUCUUCCGUGAUGGAACAAAGGGAGAUAGGUUUUCUGUCUCUAACACAAUAUACAGCAGGCAAAUAAUCAGUCACUGAAACACAAAGUAAAUCCUGUUUCUGUGAUUUCUGUGCUCCAUAAAACGUCACAGGAUGUAUGAAUGUAUGGAUAUAUGAAUGUGGUGCAGGCAGUGUACACGUAAUAUGUUAAAAAAAAAAAAAAAAAGCAGUACGGCACAAGAAGGAUUGUAAAUAUGUAAAAUAAAAAAUAGACUGCGAGCAAUGAGAGUGUCACAUCGAGCUCUCUGUCCCUUGCAGUGGUUUAUUUGCCUGAAAGAUUUUUGGCAAAGCACAGAGUGGAGCGUUACUGAGCACAGAAAGUUUGACGCGUUUGAACAUUACGCUGCCAUUUGUGAGAAUCAUAAUGCCUUAUGUUAGAUACAAAAUUGUGCCUCAUUUUCAUUACAUUUUUUUGUCACUGAAAUGUAUCCAUGACAUAUUUAAUGUAACCAUGGUUUUCCCAUUAGUAAAUGUUGGGAGAACAUUUACUAAGAACUUGUCUGUUACUGUACAAGUACCUAAAAGUGUGACACGAUGCUUCAACAUAAUGAUUAAUAAUCAUAAAAAUGGACUGGUUUGAUAAGACGCACAACCUGCAACAGGUUUUGUUUGUUUGCUUCAAUUUGCAGUGCUGUUACAUUGACAAUAUUAAAAUAAAAAUACUAUACACUGCUGUGACUUCGGUAUUAUGCAAUAUUUAAUAAACCAUUUAAACCA
Molecule: messenger RNA, 7951 nt
Organism: Amphiprion ocellaris (clown anemonefish)
Lineage: Eukaryota; Metazoa; Chordata; Actinopteri; Pomacentridae
Product: sorbin and SH3 domain-containing protein 1
Exons: 28
Coding region: 207-4643 (1478 amino acids)
Biological process (GO): cell-substrate adhesion
Cellular component (GO): cell-substrate junction; cytoplasm; nucleus
Molecular function (GO): protein binding
Source: RefSeq, a predicted model, not a curated record